Molecule: messenger RNA, 2547 nt
Organism: Lagopus leucura (white-tailed ptarmigan)
Lineage: Eukaryota; Metazoa; Chordata; Aves; Galliformes; Phasianidae
Gene: GPR171
Product: G protein-coupled receptor 171
Exons: 2
Coding region: 966-1910 (314 amino acids)
Biological process (GO): G protein-coupled receptor signaling pathway
Cellular component (GO): membrane
Molecular function (GO): G protein-coupled purinergic nucleotide receptor activity
Source: RefSeq, a predicted model, not a curated record
UCCCCACACCCAGAGCCAGGAAUGGGCCGAGGGCUGUCACAGGGCACAGUGUGUGCAGACCCUCACCACUGCCCUCACACUGCGCCUCCGCCACAGAGCCCCACAGCUCCAGAGCACACCAGCCCGCUCCCACCCACGGCAGCUCACAGCCCUUCCCUCCCUCCAGCCUCUCUCCAUCCCAGUCUGCACAACGGAGCUGGCCUGUAUGGGAGAUGCACAGAAAACAGACCAAACUCUGCAUUUCAAGUUAAAAAGUGGUACCGUGCAGCUUAGCCUUGCACGAUGAGCACAACAGCAUAACAUCAGCCCACAUCUGCUCAAAGCUGACCAAAGGAGCACUCCAGAUUAAGAAGCUUUGCAAACAUCUCAACAAAUAUGGUCUGAACUUUCAGCCUAUGACUAAAUCUAAAACCAGACAUUCUUAACUUGGUUUUUCACAUGGCUCUGGUGCACAGUAUGUAAAUUCCUGAGGAUUCUCAACUACCAGGGCACUAACAAGACAGGUUUCAGUGCCAAUAUUUUAGUAGUGCCUGGCAAACCUCUAAAGGUUUUAACUCCUAAUAGAAGUACCUCCCCCCCAGGUCACACAGUGCUCCCCCAGCUGCCCCCACUGGGCUCCCCAUCCCCGUGCAUCCCCUGCCUGCACUGUAGGAAAGGAACAACCACAGCACCAGAGGGCAGCUCCACGGGGGCUCACAUCCUGCUGUCACUUCUCCAGGUAACUUUCAUGUGCCUCGGUUGCUUGAACGCUGGUUUUAAUUGCGUCAGCCAGAGCAUUUAAAAACCACAGACAUGUUAAAAAAAAACAGCAGAGACAGCAAGGGGAAAACAUUAACCUGCUCUUGCACCAUGAGAAAACAUGCUGAGAGACACCGAAUGCUAACAGACUGCUGCUCCGGAUCCUCCCAGGGCCCUAAGACAGGUUCUUGAUCUCUCCAGCCAGCAAAGCACACAAGAAGUUCACAAUGCCAAACAACGCUUCACAAUGCUACAUCAAAACAGAACUAGAACCUUUCACCUAUUUUUACUACUUGAUCUUUCUUACGGGUUUCCUGGGGAGCUGUUUUGCGCUGUGGGCAUUCACACGAAAAGGUCAGAAGCAGAAGUGUAUGAGCAUCUACUUAACCAACCUCCUCACUGCAGACUUCUUGCUGACUUUGGCGUUGCCAGUAAAGAUAACAGUUGACCUAGGCGUUGCGCCCUGGAAACUGCAGAUAUUCCACUGCCAAGUGACAGCCUGUCUCAUCUACCUGAACAUGUAUUUAUCAAUUAUAUUCCUGGGAUUUGUAAGCAUGGAUCGUUACCUUCAGCUCAUGCACAGCUCUAAGAUCUAUCGCAUUCAAGAGCCUGGAUUUGCCAAGGUUUUGUCUGCAGUCGUAUGGACAAUGGUUCUCCUUAUAACAGUGCCUAACAUGGCUAUUCCAAUAAAAACCACUGAAGAAAGACCUAACGCAAGGUGCAUCGAUCUCAAAACAAAAUUUGGGAGAGACUGGCACGUGUUUACUAACUUUGUGUGCACAGCAAUAUUCCUGAAUUUUUCAGCCCUGAUACUCAUUUCCAAUUUCCUCGUUGUCAGACAGCUCUACCAAAACAAAUACAGCGAGAGCUACCCCAGUGUGAAGAAAGCCCUGGUGAGCAUACUGCUGCUAACAGCAGCCUACCUGCUGUGCUUCCUUCCCUACCACGUCGUUCGCAUCCCUUACACUCUGAGCCAGAGUGACACCAUAACCAGCUGCUCUCUGAAGCAAACUCUCUUUCAAGCAAAAGAAUCUACCUUGCUCUUUGCAGUAUCAAACCUCUGUUUUGACCCAAUUCUGUAUUAUCGUCUUUCCAGUGUAUUUAGACUGAAAGUUAAUGAGGCUUUUGUGGCAUCCAAACAGGCAAAGGCUUCCACAGAUGAAGAGGCAUAGCACCAAAGCGAGCAGCGGGUGCAAAUGUACUGAUUCUAAAGUACCCAGAAAGGAUGUGCAAACACAUAACCUGAACAGCCAUUGUGCAACUGGAAACAGCUGCUACCACCAACAUUACGACUGGAUGGAUGAGAAGACUCACAUCACCAAACCAGCAAAGCACUCGGUGUCGCUUUUUGGAAAUAUUGCAGCUAUCAGUGCCAACCUAUGAACAGUCAGCAAUAAUGUGCAAUAAAGCUCGUUGAGACACACCCAAAUACACAUUCUUAGUAUUUAUGGUAAAUACUUUGGGCUCUCCCUAAGUAAAAUAUUGUAUUCUUAACAGAUUGAAGAGCUUGGUGGAAUGAAGUAAAGAUUUGUUUCCAAAUAGCAGCUCAUGGCCUGCAAAGCUUCUCACAGACACAAUUAACCCAAAGGCAUUUUAAAGGGCAUUACUUAAUCUAGAACGCAGUGUUAAGCUCCACUGUUUAACAAACUAUUGCAUCUGCUUACAUCUCACCCGUAAUUCCCAUAAAUAAACCUUCUGUUCUUGUCAAGUUCCACUGCCCUCCUGUGUUGCUACUGCACUGAACUUAAAAACCAGCAACAUGUGAGUACAGAAGUUUCAAGGCAACUGUAAAAUGAGAAUAAAGAGUAA